AUGAAGGAUUAAAGUCCUGAUCAAUCAGAUCCAAUGAACAAUUCGGAUGAUCUUAAAUCAAGUGUGUCAUAGGGAUAUCGACUGUAUUAAAAGAGAUAUGCGAUAUUAUUUUUGUUCACAAUGGCUGAAUUAUGUAAUACAGCAGUCUAUGCCACUUGCAAUCCUAUAGCGAUUGAAUUAAGUUACAUCUAUGGUGAAGAUACUUCGGUUAUCACUCUUUCUGCAACUUUAUAUUUAUUUAUGCAUCCACUAUUUACUUUUCCGGCUAGUUACUUGAUUAUGUAUAAGGGAAGUAGCAUGUCUGUGAAAGUAGGUGCUAUUUUGACUUUGCUUGGAGUUUUUUCAAGAUGCUUAGUUAGAUAGUCAUUCAUAUAUGUCUUAAUUGGUUAAACAUUAUGUGGAAUGGGCAGGCCCUUAAUUCUCAACGCUUAGGCUUCAGUUGCAGUAGAAUGGUUUCCAUCCAAUCAGAGAACUAAAUUGAUGACUAUGUUGAAUUUCAUAGUCACUUUUAGUGGAAUACUAGGAUAUAUAAUACCACCUAUAUUUUUUGCAGGAGUUACCAUUGAUAAGUAUUCAACUUAAGAUGCACUUGACACAGGAGAUUCAAGAUUUAUGUAUCUGCUGUUUUCAGAAGCAUUGUUCUCUGCAGUGUUCCUAAUUCCACUCUUGAUCUUCUUUGAAACCAAACCCAAAACUCCUCCAUCGGCUGCUGCCAAAGGAUCAUCUCAAAUAAUCUCAUUCAGCGAUAGCAUUUGCUAGAUGUUAAAGGAUACUAAAUUUAUCCAGAUAUUUACUUCCUUCACUUUGUUUUAUGGCUCUUACAAGGGAUAUGGAGUGGCUCUGGUAUACAUUUUGAUGCCGUAUGGGUAUGGUAAAUCUGAUAUUGCCAUUUUAUCAGUGAUGCCAGUCAUCGGAGGAUUUCUUAGUUCAUUGAUCAUUCCUACAAUAUAUAAAAGCUGGGGGAAAUACAAGCCUAUUAUUAUUAUUCUAGAAUCUUGCACUAUAUUAACCUUUUAUGGAUUUUUGUGGGGAUGUUACUUGCAAAACUAUGUAAUGAUGCUUGCAAUGGCUACUUUGUAAGGAUUUUUUAUAUUGCCUGCGAUUCCUUUAUUAUUGGAAUGGGGUUGCGAAUAAAUAUAUCCAUUGAAUGACUCCUUCUGUAUAGGACUACAAUAUUCAGGAGCUACUAUGGGAAGUUCGUUUAUUGCUCAAAUAGUUAGCAUGGUCAUUCACGGAAAGGAUGCCACCAAGUUUGAUGGAUUUAUGGGUAUUACUAUAACUUGUUCUUUAUAUACCUUAGCUAUUUUGAGCAUUCUAUUUCUUAAGGAAGUUAAACAUAAGUUGGCCUUGAAAAAAUCAUUUGUUUCUCCUUCAGAUUAAAUUGAAAAAGGGUUUCCACACCCAUACACUGAGGUCAAUCCAGAUGAUUUAGGUCUUUUUGAUCCUGACAAGGUCUAAGAUGAGGAUGAUGAUGCGGGAGCAGAUGAAAACUUAAUUGAUGAUGAAAAUCAUAAGAACAAUAAUAAUUCCAGUCAUAAAUAAUAUCAAGCAGGAAACUCUUUUGGAGGAAACUGA
Paramecium tetraurelia is the source of this 1575-nucleotide messenger RNA. RefSeq lists its product as uncharacterized. Gene Ontology annotation, cellular component: membrane. NCBI's taxonomy places the organism in Eukaryota, Ciliophora, Oligohymenophorea, Peniculida, Parameciidae. The transcript is spliced from 5 exons. The record is from RefSeq and is a predicted model, not a curated record. Gene Ontology annotation, molecular function: transmembrane transporter activity. Gene Ontology annotation, biological process: transmembrane transport.